CUCAAGCCUUACCCAACACAUUCUCCGCCAAACUAACACUGGUACCCGUGUUAUCCGGCUCAACAGCCACACUCUUCACCUUCCCGCCCUCAACAAUAAUCGUAAACCUCUUCGACCGCUCAUUCCCAAAAAUAGCCUUUCCAUCCCACAACAUAUCAAGCGCCUUGGUGAACUCGCCAGACGGAUCAGCCAGGAAGCGCACCUAUCAUUCUUGUUAGCUCUUAUAGGUCUCUUUUAGUUAUCUGUUAUCACGUACGUUCUCCCUCCCCUCGGGAUUCAACACAUCCCCCCAAGCCUUCAUCACAAAAACAUCAUUCACGCUCACCACCGCCACCUGGUCAUACUCCUCCGCCUUGGGGUGGGCCAGAAACCCAGGCACAUGCGUCGCUGAGCAGGCUGGCGAGAACGCGGCGGGGACACCGAUGAGGAUCAUCUUGUUGAGCUUGGAGGCUUCAUCGGCGAGGUUGACCUUGUUGCCGGGGGAGGACUCGUGGAGGAUGGCGCCGACGUCGGGGAGGGGCUGGCCCGGCUUGAUGAACCGGGUCGUGGUGGUAGAGAAAGCUCUAAGGGGGGUGGUAGCGGGGCGGAGGGCCGCGCGGGCGAGGGGGCGGAGGAGGGACAUCCUUGUGGUGAUAUUCAGUUGGAAUUGGUGAGGUUUGUUAGGGGAAAGACUAGACCGGACCUUGGGGAGAGACAAGGUGCAAUAUGUACGGAGAUUGGAACAGGCGGGAGAAUAUCGCUGUAACCGAGCGCGGAGCGGUAGACGUCGGGUCAAUUGGAAUUGGCGAGAGCAACUGGCGGGCGGGGGAGGGAGCUUUAGACGAAUGACAUCACCAGGGCCUUGUCAAAAUACAGGGGUUGAAGGAAGCUUGGGCCAUUCCGUGGGAGCACUUUCAGUUCUCAGGGUUACGGAUACAUCUCGACCAGAUCAGUUCACCUUCAACCCUGGCCUUUUUCUAGGUACAAACACCUGCACGGAGGGUCCUCAAAGACUGCAAAGACACAAUCUCAAGCAAUGAUGGCCUCCCGCGCCAUGUGGUACGUCGUCGGGACCAAGAAAUCACCCCACGGCACCCUCUACAUGCACUGCAAUGUCAAGCCAGGAGCCAGCAAGAACCGCGAGGGUGUAGCUUCGGUGGGCGAAGAUGCAGUGGAGAUAUGUGUAGCUGCACAAGCGAGAGAGGGAGAGGCCAAUAAAGCAGUCAUCAAGGUUCUCAGCGAGGUUCUUGACCUUCCCAAGUCCAACCUGGAAAUUACCCAGGGCCAUAAAUCGAGAAAUAAGACUGUCGCCGUGAUUGGGCCGUGGGUCAACUCUGGCGAGGAGGAGUGUCUCAAGCGGGUCAAGGAUUAUCUCGACAAGGCUGUGGAAGAGUCCUGA
This is a messenger RNA of Podospora pseudocomata, 1378 nucleotides long. RefSeq lists its product as uncharacterized. Gene Ontology annotation, cellular component: cytoplasm. The transcript is spliced from 2 exons. NCBI's taxonomy places the organism in Eukaryota, Fungi, Ascomycota, Sordariomycetes, Sordariales, Podosporaceae. The coding region runs from base 1016 to 1378 and encodes 120 amino acids. The record is from RefSeq and is a predicted model, not a curated record.